Molecule: messenger RNA, 2219 nt
Organism: Lagenorhynchus albirostris (white-beaked dolphin)
Lineage: Eukaryota; Metazoa; Chordata; Mammalia; Artiodactyla; Delphinidae
Gene: PAX7
Product: paired box 7
Exons: 9
Coding region: 44-1561 (505 amino acids)
Biological process (GO): regulation of transcription by RNA polymerase II; anatomical structure development
Molecular function (GO): DNA-binding transcription factor activity, RNA polymerase II-specific; RNA polymerase II cis-regulatory region sequence-specific DNA binding
Source: RefSeq, a predicted model, not a curated record
GCGAUUUUCGCCGACUCUGGAUUCGUCCCCGGCGUGCGCAAGAAUGGCGGCCCUUCCCGGCACUGUACCGAGGAUGAUGCGGCCGGCUCCCGGGCAGAACUAUCCCCGCACGGGAUUUCCUCUGGAAGUGUCCACCCCACUUGGCCAAGGCCGGGUCAAUCAGCUUGGUGGGGUCUUCAUCAACGGGCGACCCCUUCCUAACCACAUCCGCCACAAGAUAGUAGAGAUGGCCCACCAUGGCAUCCGGCCCUGUGUCAUCUCCCGCCAGCUGCGUGUCUCCCAUGGCUGCGUCUCCAAGAUUCUCUGUCGCUACCAGGAGACCGGGUCCAUCCGGCCUGGGGCCAUUGGCGGCAGCAAACCCAGACAGGUGGCGACUCCGGAUGUGGAGAAAAAGAUAGAGGAGUACAAGAGGGAAAACCCAGGCAUGUUCAGCUGGGAGAUCCGAGACCGGCUGCUGAAGGACGGGCACUGUGACCGCAGCACCGUGCCCUCAGGUUUAGUGAGUUCGAUUAGCCGCGUGCUCAGAAUCAAGUUCGGGAAGAAGGAGGAGGAAGACGAAGCGGACAAGAAGGAGGACGACGGCGAGAAGAAAGCCAAGCACAGCAUCGACGGCAUCUUGGGCGACAAAGGCAACCGUCUGGAUGAGGGCUCGGACGUGGAGUCAGAACCCGACCUCCCUCUGAAACGUAAGCAGCGCCGCAGUCGGACCACGUUCACAGCCGAGCAGCUGGAGGAGCUGGAGAAGGCCUUCGAGAGGACUCACUACCCGGACAUCUACACCCGGGAGGAGCUGGCGCAGAGAACCAAGCUGACGGAGGCACGCGUGCAGGUCUGGUUCAGUAACCGCCGUGCCCGCUGGCGUAAACAGGCAGGAGCCAACCAGCUGGCAGCAUUCAACCACCUUCUGCCAGGCGGCUUCCCGCCCACCGGCAUGCCCACGCUGCCCCCCUACCAGCUGCCAGACUCCACCUACCCCACCACCACCAUCUCCCAAGAUGGGGGCAGCACUGUGCACCGGCCCCAGCCCCUCCCGCCGUCCACCAUGCACCAGGGGGGCCUGGCUGCGGCCGCUGCAGCCGCAGACACCAGCUCUGCUUACGGAGCUCGCCACAGCUUCACCAGCUACUCCGAGAGCUUCAUGAACCCGGCAGCGCCCUCCAACCACAUGAACCCUGUCAGCAAUGGCCUGUCUCCUCAGGUGAUGAGCAUUCUGAGCAACCCCAGCGCAGUGCCACCGCAGCCCCAGGCCGACUUCUCCAUCUCUCCGCUGCACGGCGGCCUGGACUCUGCCACCUCCAUCUCGGCCAGCUGCAGCCAGCGGGCCGACUCCAUCAAGCCGGGAGACAGCCUGCCCACCUCCCAGUCCUACUGCCCGCCCACCUACAGCACCCCCGGCUACAGCGUGGACCCCGUGGCUGGCUACCAGUACGGCCAGUAUGGCCAGACUGCUGUUGAUUACCUGGCCAAAAACGUGAGCCUCUCCACGCAGCGUCGCAUGAAGCUUGGGGAGCAUUCGGCUGUGCUGGGACUCCUGCCUGUGGAAACUGGCCAGGCCUACUAGGGCCCCUGGGGCGACUUGCCCCAGCCCAAGUCCCGGCCUAACCCUUACUGAUCCCUGAGCCUCCCAGCCUCAGUCCCUUCAUUGCCCUGGGGUCCCAGGAGGCCAGGAAAGGAGCCCAUUCCCUUCUCAUGGCCAGCGCUCUGGAGACGAACAGCCCAUCCACCAUUUGCCUGUGAUUAGGGACCUGGAGUGGCCCCCUUGGAGUCUGCCCCCUCACUGUCCCCCCAGGAGGGUCUCUGGUCAGCCUGCAGUCUUCCCCCGGCCGAAUCCUGUCGUGGCCUCUGUGCCAUUUCAGACACAGAGAUCACAGCUCACCCUGAAUAGAGUACCUUGAGCGCCCAAAGGAGGAUGGUGUCUGGGAUGACGUCCUGGAGCCCUUUGGCCCCAACUCCAGUUGGUCCCCUGGCCAGAGGAGGAGGUGGAGCUCACAGGGCCGCUCUGGGAGUGCUGGGAGCCGGCCCUCCCGGGUGGGUGUCCGGCUCAGGGCCAGAACCGCGGCCAUUCCUCCUCUGAACACUGGGACUUUAGCAGAAGGGGGGACCCUAGCCCUGAGGCAUUCCCAGGGAAUCACCUAGGAAUUCUGAGGACUUCAGGAGCCUCUCCACACACCUCUGCUGGGUGGAGGGGGGAAUCCAGCCCAGGCAGGGGGACUGGGACC